Aspergillus saccharolyticus JOP 1030-1 is the source of this 1370-nucleotide messenger RNA. RefSeq lists its product as uncharacterized. NCBI's taxonomy places the organism in Eukaryota, Fungi, Ascomycota, Eurotiomycetes, Eurotiales, Aspergillaceae. The record is from RefSeq and is a predicted model, not a curated record. Gene Ontology annotation, cellular component: catalytic step 2 spliceosome. The coding region runs from base 204 to 1250 and encodes 348 amino acids. The transcript has 4 exons.
CUCAGAAGCAAUCCCUGUGGAUGUGUUUGAAUGCUUAGCCUCAGUCGGGAGGAUCGUCUAGUCACCGUGCGCGCGGUCUUUGAUUACCUUCUAUCUUCUUCUCCGAGACGCUGCACUCUCCUUCUUCAAAGUUCUGGUGUUAUCAUUUUUCCUGCGAAACCUCCUGCGAAACUCCCCGGCCAGUCAUUUUCUGAGGACCCGAUAUGGCAGAAGGAACCCUCGCUUCAGCAGUAGCACUGCCAGAUCCAGAAGACCACCUCCCGGCCCCGACAGCAGCUGGCCUCAAACGCCGCCAGUCCUCGUCCGCCACAGAGCCAGGAGAGGAGCCUACGACAGCAGCAGAAACAGCAGGAGCAACAGACAGCAAACGUCGCCGACUGAGCUCCUCCGCCUCGACUUCCCACCACCAACCACUCCCCGAACCAGACGCAGACGCAAACACCGACCACCACCAGCCUCCCGUAUCAGACCAAACCCAGGACCGCCCGCCCUCUCCGGAGGAGACGAGACGUGCCCCGCGCCGCCCCGCGCCCGGCCGCAAGGAGGAGGAACGCAAACGCGGUCAGCGGCUGUUCGGCGCGCUGCUGGGGACGCUCUCCCAGAGCUCCUCGAAUACGGCAGCUCAGCGGCGGCGGGCGGAUAUUGAGAAGCGGCAGCAGGAUAAGCUCAAGUUGCAGGAUGAGGAGUACGGCGAAUUGAAGAAGAAGAGGUGGCAGGAGAGGGUCGAGCGACGGAAGAAGUAUCAGAGGGCUUAUGAGGAGGAAGCGAUGCGGACUCGGCAUGAUAAUAUCUUGGCUACGGCGGGGUUUCUAAAGACGAAGGCAGAGCCUGUUUUGUACUACAAACCAUGGCAAUUGCGGGCUGAGGAAGAGAGUAUCAUAGACGAUCAGAUCAAGGAGGCAGAGGAGACUGUUGCUCGAGAAAGGGCCGACUUUGACGCCCGCUGGGCAGCUCGGGUCCAGGAAGAGGAGAAGCAGAAGCCGGAAGCCGCACAGGAUGAGGCCCAGGAGCCGACAGCUGUGCCAGAACCAGAAGGCCAGGAACCCACGAGUGUACCCGAGGAGAAUCCCGUACAUGCAGAACACGCAGGCUCGAAACCCGACGGGGAAGCACAGCAGACCCCACAAGAGACCACGCCGGCACAUGAUAGCACUGGAUCUUUGGGUGAGAGCCACGAUGAUUUGCACCGGGCCCACGACGACGACGGCGGAGAGGUGGUCGAGGACCAGGAGGAUACUGUAAUUUACUGAGAUCUACUUGAAGCUAUGGGGCGCUUUCAUUCAUUCAUGUAAUCUAUGGUGGCCAUUUCUGCAGCGUUUAUGUCUCAAAAGCUAGCCGGUGGAUAAUGGAAUGCACGCAUAUGUAUGGAG